UAUGUAUGUACAGAGAUAAUUAUUUAUUGUAUGCAAUUUUGCCGUCAUGGGGUCUCGAACAAGUUGCAUAUUUUGCGAUAUCAUUAAUAACAAAGAACCAAGCGAAAAAAUAUAUGAGGAUAAUUAUGUGACAUGUAUUAAAGAUAUUCAUCCAGUUUCAACGCAUCAUUAUUUAAUAUUGCCAAAAGAACAUAUACGCAAUGCAAAACAACUUAAACCAGAACAUAUUGAACUUUAUGAUAAAAUGCUUGCCGCAAUAGAUAUAAUAUUACAAAAGCAAGGUUUGGAUCGUGCAGUUACACGUACAGGAUUUCAUUGGCCACCAUUUAAUACAGUGUCUCAUUUACAUUUACAUGUUAUUUCUCCUAUAUCCAAUAUAAAAUUUUAUAAAAGAUAUAUGUAUGAACCUGGUUCAUGUUGGUUUGUAAGCACUGAUUAUGUGAAAUCUCGACUUCAAGAUAAUAAAUUAAUUAUAUGAAGUCUCAAUUUGAAGAUAAUAAGUAAUAAUAUAAAAUUUUGUCAACCAUAAUAUCUAUUAAAAUUUUAUUAUAUCAGGUAAGCUUAAAAUCAAGAUCAGUAACUGUGAUAUUUUUUUUGGUAAAAAGU
Messenger RNA from Apis laboriosa (Himalayan honeybee), 606 nucleotides. RefSeq names its product histidine triad nucleotide-binding protein 3-like. The transcript is spliced from 6 exons. The coding region runs from base 47 to 478 and encodes 143 amino acids. The record is from RefSeq and is a predicted model, not a curated record. NCBI's taxonomy places the organism in Eukaryota, Metazoa, Arthropoda, Insecta, Hymenoptera, Apidae. Gene Ontology annotation, molecular function: catalytic activity.